Molecule: messenger RNA, 393 nt
Organism: Spinacia oleracea (spinach)
Lineage: Eukaryota; Viridiplantae; Streptophyta; Magnoliopsida; Caryophyllales; Amaranthaceae
Exons: 2
Coding region: 1-393 (130 amino acids)
Source: RefSeq, a predicted model, not a curated record
AUGGAGUAUAGGGCUUAUUGGGCAAUCAAACAACUCAACAUGGAUGUUAAGUUAGCCGGUGAGAAGCGGCUACUACAGUUGAGUGAGCUAGAUGAGUUUUGGUUGCAAGCCUAUGAGAGUGCCUGUAUUUACAAGGAAAAGACUAAGCGAUGGCACGAUAGUCACAUUCUUCAGAGAGAGUUCGCAUUGGGCGACAAGGUUCUACUAUUUAACUCUAGACUUAAGCUAUUUCCUGGAAAACAUAAGUCUAGGUGGUCUGGGCCGUUCACUGUGGCUAUGGUUAGUAAAUUCGGGUCAGUCGAAGUGGAAAACAAAAAUGUACAAAAUUCUUGCAUUAGAGAGGUGAGGAGAGGGCAUUUUACUGUUUGGGCAUUUAAUGAUGUGCAGAUUUAA